UCCGUUAGUGCCACCAAGUGGUUUUUGUUUCUGAGCUAGAGGAAUGUUUGGUUCAACGACGAACCUUCGGAGGAUUGUACGUUGACAGCGACUUUUAUUCUCCCCAAUAAACGAAGAUUUAUCAUUAUUAUUUUUUAAAAGUUUCCUCAUUUUCGUCUGGAUUCUAACUUUCUCUUGUUUUACUGCGGAACUUGAAAAAUUGCGCAACUUUUUCCUUCUCACCAGUUUCAAAUCUGCGAGUACAGACUUUAAAUUUGGAGGAAUGCCACUCAGACGUGUUGCUGUGAUCAUCAUUUUGUGCUUCACAGUUGGUGUUGGGGCCACGGUACAAGACAUCUACAAUGACGUAGCUCCGGAGGACGACUACACAGCACAACUAGACUACAAAGACCCGCAUUGGUGCCAUUCUCCCAGCCUGACCAAUGGGGAGGUGAUGUGCCACUCCCCUCGAGGGAGGGCCUACUGGAGCUCGCUGGGAAGUCGCUGUCAGAUGAGCUGCGAUCGUGGAUACAGACUGCUGGGGAGGAGAUCUAUUCAAUGUCUUGCCAACCGCCGCUGGUCUGGGACGGCUUUCUGCCGCAAAAUGCGUUGUCAUGUGCUGCCACUAACUCCACACGGCAAGUACACCUGCACUCACGGCUUCAUGGUGGAUUCUAGGUGUGACUUCACCUGUAACCCCGGCUACCGUAUCGAGGGGGAACACUCCCGAACGUGUCUGCGUGGGGGAUCGUGGAGCGGUCCACAGCCCGUUUGUUCAGACACAGACCCUCCGAAGAUCAAAUGUCCUCCAUCCAGACUAAAAGUCGCAGAACCUGGAAAACUCACAGCCACUGUGUCCUGGGAUCCUCCUGCUGCAACGGACACUGCUGAUAAAACGCUCGAGGUGAUACUUGUUGGCCAGGAGCCAGGGACGGACUUUAAAGAGGGACUGACAAUUGUCCGAUACAAAGUGUACGAUCAAGCCAGAAACAGGGCCGCCUGCAAGUUCAUUGUCCGUGUUGAGGUGAGAAGAUGUGUAGCUCUAAGUGCACCCAUGCACGGGUACCUCACCUGCUCCUCUGAUGGGAAUAACUACGGCGCAACAUGUGAGUACCACUGUGACGGAGGGUAUGAGCGGAGGGGCGUGUCCAGCCGGGUUUGCCAGUUCGACCGCAGCUGGAGUGAAGACGCCGCCGAGUGUGUUCCGAUGGAGUUUAAAGCAGACGUGAGGACGGUGGGUGCGCUUCUGGAUCAGUUCUAUGAGAAGAGGAGGCUGCUGGUCUUGUCUGCACCUGACCUCAGUGACUCAGACUACAAACUGCAGAACAUCAUGAUACAAAAAGCAGACUGUGGAUUAGAUCUGAGACACGUCACGGUGAUCGAACUCCUUGGAUUACCACCUAAUGAGACGGGCCGCAUCAGGGAAAAUCAACUGGAUUCUGAGGUCAUCGAGGGUUUGAGGCAAGUGUUCAGAAUCUCCAGAUCCUACUUCAGCAUGGUGCUGCUGGAUACGUUCGGAGUGGACAGAGAGCGGUUCAUCACUCCAGUGGGAUCAGAUGAGCUCUUCUCCUACAUCGACAGCUUCGUGCUGGACGAGGAGGAACGAGAGAAGCUGGAUCUCCACAGGGAGCUAUGUGACUAGUAUUGCAAACCUCAACGGAUGCCAAA
Molecule: messenger RNA, 1647 nt
Organism: Thalassophryne amazonica
Lineage: Eukaryota; Metazoa; Chordata; Actinopteri; Batrachoidiformes; Batrachoididae
Gene: srpx2
Product: sushi-repeat containing protein X-linked 2
Exons: 10
Coding region: 263-1621 (452 amino acids)
Source: RefSeq, a predicted model, not a curated record